Molecule: messenger RNA, 555 nt
Organism: Brugia malayi
Lineage: Eukaryota; Metazoa; Nematoda; Chromadorea; Rhabditida; Onchocercidae
Exons: 4
Coding region: 1-555 (184 amino acids)
Biological process (GO): response to oxidative stress
Molecular function (GO): glutathione peroxidase activity
Source: RefSeq, a predicted model, not a curated record
AUGCAACUUUUUACAGUUUUGCAUAAAAGUACUAGUGGUAGUAUUCGUUCGCUUGUAAAGAUGUCUUCAGCAACAACAAUUUAUGAUUUCACUGUGAAAGAUGCAGAAGGAAAAGAUGUUUCGCUCGAAAAAUACCGAGGUAAACCAGUGGUAAUUGUAAAUGUCGCAUCGCAAUGUGGUUUGACAAAUUCCAAUUAUACCGAGCUUAAAGAACUGAUGGAACAUUACAAGGAUAAAGGUUUAGCAAUAGCUGCAUUCCCGUGCAACCAAUUUGGUGGACAGGAACCAAAGUGUGAAUUGGAAGUGAAAAAUUUUGUUGCUAAUAAAUUUCAUUUCGAACCUGAUUUAUACGGUAAAAUUGAUGUAAAUGGUAAAAAUGCUGCACCAUUAUUCGAUUUUCUGAAGCAUGCCAAAGGUGGAUUGUUUGGUGACAACAUAAAAUGGAAUUUCACAAAAUUUCUGAUUGACCAGGAAGGACAUCCGGUGAAGCGUUAUGCACCAACAACCUCACCCAAACAUAUGAUGAAAGAUAUCGAUGACCUCCUCAAGAACUGA